AUGUGCGUCUUAGAAUGGUUCCGUGUGCGUCGCGAACCAGUUGGCAAGAAGGUGGUCAUGUGUGGCGUGAAAUCAAUUCCUGGUUCUGGCAGCCUACUCCGCAGUUGGACCAUUCCUCUUUGCUGUGCAACCUCUCAGCUCACAACUGAUAUUGCCAAGUAUAGUGUUGGUCGCCUGAGACCACAUUUUAUUGCAAUCUGCAAGCCAGAUUGGUCUAAGAUUAAUUGCUCUGAGCCGUAUGUAGACCCCAUUCCUUGCACAAGUGAUGAUGCUCACAGAAUGAAGGAAGCUCGGUUGUCUUUCCCCUCUGGGCAUGCGUCUUUCUCAGCAUUUUACCAUGAUAUAUUUUGCGUUCAAAAGCCCCAAGUGGUACGGCCUUUCCUACAGUUCGUAUGCUUAAUGAUGACCUUCUACACAACCAUUUCCCGUAUAUCUGACUAUAAGCACCAUUGGUCAGAUGUUCUCUUUUGGCUUUUUAGAGGGAGCUGUUGUUGCAGUACUUGUCUCCGUAUAUGUGUCGGAUCUAUUUUGUGAUGGGAGUCAACCACGGAGCCGUUCGCUUAGACACCAACAUGAGGGCGUUGAGGCUGUGGCACUACAGAACUGUAGCCAAUCAUCAUCUCGGAGCAAGCUAGAAUUUGUUUAGAGCGACUCAGGGCUCACUUCGUAUCAGACUUGUUUCCUGAGGAACGGCACUCCAAAGUCACAAAGCACCAGGUU
This is a messenger RNA of Penaeus vannamei (Pacific white shrimp), 720 nucleotides long. Lineage: Eukaryota; Metazoa; Arthropoda; Malacostraca; Decapoda; Penaeidae. The record is from RefSeq and is a predicted model, not a curated record.